CUGGCGGAAACGUGCAGCCCCUACUUAAGAGCAUGCGGCACGCCUCUCUUCGAACACGAACAACGAACAGCUCCUUAUCACUAUCCUAAUCAUGCCUGAGCCCGCCGACAUAGAGAACAAGCUCAUAUUGGCGGUCAAUUGUGGAUCAUCCUCGAUCAAGUUCAAGCUUUACACCGCUUCCUCUCUUCGCUCCAUCUUUUCCGGAUCAGCUUCCAAUGUUGAGCAGAAGGGUCUCAAGCCGGUGAUCAAGUACACCGUACUUCACAAUGAGCACGGUCAUGAAGAGGAAGAAAAGCACCAGGAGGAGGAAGACGAGCACAUGCCUUAUGAACUUGUCUUCGAACGUAUCAUUACCCUGCUUGAAGAGUCUCAGCUCAAACACUUUGCGGGUGAAGAUCAUGAACGUCCCCGUGAUUUGAUCAGACUCGUUGCUCAUCGUGUUGUACAUGGCGGAACGCAAAGUGAACCGAUGGUGCUUUGGCCCGGCCAUGAAGAGGGCAUAGAUCUGCUGGACAAAUUGGCGGAGUUUGCUCCGCUUCAUAACCAUCGCUCGAUUAUUGUUGUCAAAUCAUGUCUGGAACAUCUUUCCGCCGCACAUCAAGUUCUGUGCUACGAUACCCUCUUCCACCACACCAUACCGGCUAAAGUCUACACUUAUCCAAUCGCCCCACCUAAGGAACCCUCGCCUGUGCCGCUCCGCAGGUAUGGAUUUCACGGGCUCUCCUACUCCGCCAUUCUGCGCUCGGUAUCAAACUACCUCGGAAAGAAAGAGGAGGACACCAAUCUCGUCGUUGCUCAUCUUGGGAGCGGUGCAAGCAUGUGUCUGAUUAGAAGUGGCAAGAGUGAGGACACAACGAUGGGCCUUUCCCCUCUCGAAGGCCUCCCCGGCGGCACGCGAACCGGUUGCGUAGACCCGGUUCUAAUCUUCCAUCACACACCAUCGUCCGUUGAGAUUGUGUCAUACAAGGGCACCGAUAUAACCAAAGCAGAGCUUGUCCUGAACACUGAUGGUGGUCUGCAGGCCUUGGCUGGCACAUCAGACUUCGGCCAGAUCAUCUCCCACCUGCCUCAAGGCUUCGACCCCUUUUCCUUGGACAUUUCCCCUGACGAUAAAUAUGCGUUUACAUACGCCUUGUUCUUGGACCGCGUUUGCAAUUUCUUGGGCUCGUACUUGAACAAGCUGAAAGGACAUCCGACGUUGCCAACACAUUUGGACGGCAUCGUGUUCUCCGGCGGCAUAGGAGAACAUGCUACUCGCCUGCGAGCCGAUAUCGCCAAGUAUUUACAUUGGCUUGGCGCGGAGCUCGACUCCCAAGCCAACGGCCUCGAUUCGGACGAUGUCGUUAUCAAAAUCUCGACGGAAUCCAGCAAGAUACCCAUGUUCAUCUGCAAGACUGAUGAGGAGCAGCAGUGUGCCCGCAUGGCACAUCCCUACUUGUUUUAGAGAUCCCUUCCCAGUCUCACUUUGUAACACUCGAAGAAAGAAGCCAAAGGUAGAAGCCAAU
Molecule: messenger RNA, 1505 nt
Organism: Dacryopinax primogenitus
Lineage: Eukaryota; Fungi; Basidiomycota; Dacrymycetes; Dacrymycetales; Dacrymycetaceae
Product: acetate and butyrate kinase
Exons: 8
Coding region: 92-1444 (450 amino acids)
Biological process (GO): acetate metabolic process; phosphorylation
Molecular function (GO): acetate kinase activity
Source: RefSeq, a predicted model, not a curated record